Hippoglossus stenolepis (Pacific halibut) is the source of this 8378-nucleotide messenger RNA. RefSeq lists its product as uncharacterized. Lineage: Eukaryota; Metazoa; Chordata; Actinopteri; Pleuronectiformes; Pleuronectidae. The transcript is spliced from 46 exons. Gene Ontology annotation, molecular function: zinc ion binding; nucleic acid binding. The record is from RefSeq and is a predicted model, not a curated record. Bases 181 to 7518 code for a protein of 2445 amino acids.
CAUCCACAGCUGCAGAGAAGCUGUGUUGAUGGAGCGCCGGUCUGGUCUAAUCUCUGGACCAUUCCUGUUUGGUCUGCACAGUGAGUUUUCCUCGGACACAGUAGAUCACUGCAUGCUGUGUUUGACUGUAACUCUGUGAACGUGUGUUUGUGUUGUUCUCUGCUGCGGGAACUUCUGAGCAUGGAGCUCACCGGCCUGAGCUGCCAGGUGUGUCUCAGAAAACACCCAAAGGUGUCUGCUUUCAAGAAACAUGUACAAUCAAUAGAGCAUCGAAAGCAAAUGGAGGAGUUAUUCCCAAAUGGUCAGCUCAGUGGUCAUGGCUUCUUUCCCAACAUUGUUUUCAUUAAUCCAAAUAGCAAAUAUGACAACAAAACGCAAAGCAUAGGCUUGUGUCUCCUGAAUCUGGUUUACUGUCCAGCGACUCGGACCUACUUUUACCUGUGCCAUGUCUGUGAGGAAAAGCGUCCGUCAGAAAAUAUUUUGCACCACCUUUCAUCUCGUGACCAUUGUAAUAACUACAUUAGCUACAUGGACCCCAAUCUACUGAGUUUCUCCUGGAUGCCCAGCUCGGACACGAGAGUCUUUCCGAGGCCUGAGAUCACGAAGGAAGUAAAGGAAACACGAAACACCCUACAGAUUCUGGAUAUGCCUGCAAAUCUAAUGAACAAGAUUAACAAGGGCACCUACUCUGAAGUGAUGCACACUCUCAUAGAAAAUGAGAAACUUCUCAAGCGGCUUGAAGCUAUCAAGCCAAUGCGGACGAUGAUCCAAGAAUACCAAAGAGACAGCAACAGAAAACAUCCACUUCUUGGCAUGCAGCACAUUGUUGAAUGCAUUUGUGUUGGAGCGUACGAGAACAGAUACUACCUCUGCACCCUCUGCAAACUAACCAUGGGCAUCCGCGCGAUCAUCAGACAUGUUCUCAGCUUUGACCACAUCUUCUCUUACUUUAAAGCGUGGCACCCCUCUACUUUGAUGGCAAAGGAAAGCUACAGUUACUCCAAGUCCUUCGCCUACACGAUGCUUAAUUUUGCAAAGCAGACAGAAGAAAUCCAUGGAGCUGCAAACACUGAUAUGAAGCAAGUGAACCUGGAGCCUGCUGAAUUUACCUCAGUGAAUUUCAAGUCAUAUGCAGAAGCUUUGAAGAAACUGGAAUCCAUCACGAAGGGAAGAGAAGGCGGCAGCUUGGUUGCAAUCAUACACCCAGGGAACAAGCUGACGUUUCGGUCAAAGCCAGCCAGUGUGUCGUCCAGUGUGCCGACAAGUGUGUCGUCCAGUGUGCCGGCCAGUGUGCCGGCCAGUGUGCCGGCCAGUGUGCCGGCCAGUGUGCCGGCCAGUGUGCCGACAAGUGUGCCGGCCAAGGAGCCGGUCAAAGGGCCGGUCAAAGGGCCGGUCAAAGGGCCGGUCAAAGGGCCGGUCGCACCAUCGUACAAACUACACUGUCUGGACUGCAGCGUCAUCUUUGCAACUUUAUCUCAGUAUCUGCAACAUGUGUCACAGUUGAAACACAAAGAGAUGUUGAAGAAAGUCUUUAAAGAAGGUUCUUAUGGAGACCAAAAAGCACCUGUAAAAUUGAGUCUGGACUUGCACAGUUACCUCCAAGAGGCCUUGAAGCUGAAUCAGCCAGUUGCUGGUGCAUCCCUGGUUGUGGCAUGUGUGAGCUCUCGGGUUCAGGCAGAAACUAUUUAUGUUUGCUUUGCUUGUCAGGACUGUUUCCCAGAGUCUUCAGUCAGGCAACACAUGAAGUGUGACAAACAUGUCAUACAAACAUUGCUCUACCAGAAUCCCUGGAGGCUCCCUUUUGCCUGGAAGAACUAUGUGGAAAGCCUGAAAGUCUCGAGGGCAGUGGCGUGGGAAGAGGAGAAGCAAAGAGGACCAAAGCAGAUGGUGGUGAAGGUCCUUGAUAUCCCAAACCAUAUAUUUCUGAGCUCCACCCCACCUAGUUACCAGAACGCGAUGGAGAGACUCAAAUUACAUCACAAUCUCUUAAAGAAGGAAGUCCCACAUUGUGAAACGUACGACAAACAAAACGGGAGGUUUCCUCUUCUCGGCAAACAGUUCCUGGUCAAGUUCGAUCAGUGUGUCGUACGGCACCAAUCUAUGGAAAUGAGAUUUCCUUGUUUACUCUGUGAGAGGAGACUGUCUGGUUAUGAGUUUUAUGCUCAUGUGUUCAGCUGGGAACACGUUAAACAUUUUCUGGACCGUUUCCACCCAGGCUCGCUGACUUCAAACACUGACACAGAGACCAUACUGGACUUGGCAAAACAGGCAGAACGUAUUCACCCCAUAUCUAAAGUACAGGAAAUAAAGUUGGAUAAGCCCAUCAGGGAGCCGUGCACCUACAGCACAGUAAUAUCAAUAUUGGCAUCUGCAAAAAGAAGAAAUGGGGGAGGAAAGCUGGAACCCACCAUAACACCUAAAAAUAAGCUCUUCCCCAGGGAAACUCUGAAAAAAGUAGAUGAGGCCCAUGUGAGAGACAACAGUCAGAAUAAAAGUUGGAUGAUGGAGGGAUCUGACAGGAAGACCAGUCAAAAAUCUACAGACAACCCUGAAAACACUCCGAAAAACACUUCGGUGGAACCGGGUUCUGGUGAAAAAAAAGCAGAGGGAGCCCACAAAGAGACUCUUACACCAAGUGACACACAAUCGGAGAAGAGCCCAGAAGUGUUUUCUCAAACGUGUCCAGAUGAAGUAAAGACAGCAGGUGUGGAGACAUGCCAGUGGAUAAAGCAGGAGAAAACGGAUGAGAAAAUGGAGGAGGUAAAGAAAGCAGAUGUGGAGACAAGCCAGUUGAUAAAGCAGGAGAAAAUGGAUGAGAUAAUGGAGAAGGUAAAGGAGAUAAAGAAGGAGAUAACGGUGGAGUUGAUAAAGGAAGAGAAUAUGGAAGUGUCUAUAUGGGAGAUCACAGAACGCUCCCAGAACACAGACAAUGGUGAUAGAGCAGAGACUGGGGAAGAGUGCAAAGAUGUCCAGACACCAUUGACGACUUGCAUGUACAAGACAAACGAAAGAAAGAGGCAAAACAGCACGUCUGAAAAAUCACAAGAAAGCAAAUGUUCUGCUGAGGAUGUGGGCAGAGAAAUGGAGCAUAAAAGGCAGAAGCUCAAUUCCAAUGAAGACUCACCUUGUGAGGAAUCCCAAACAAUGUCAAGCACUGGACUAAAGCUGGAGACCACCAUCAUCCAGAGAGAAAGUGGAAAACUAAGUUACGAGACUACCAACGAUAAAGUGUCCUCCCAUGAGAACCACCAACAAGCAGUUCAGCUGUGGCAGUACGUCAAGAAGAACAACCGAGAGCCCGUAGUGGGCUUAAACGCACUUCUUGAAUGCGUCUGUGAUCAACAUGACCCCAUCUACCUCUGUAAGUGCUGCUCUCUGAAGCUCCCAGAGCCCGAUAUCAUCAACCAUGUUACUGGACUUGUCCAUCAGAGGACGUAUCUGUUGGGAACACAGAAAAUCCCACCUCCAACAAGGAAGCACCAGAGGAAGAAGAUGAGACGUUUGGCUGCUUCGUUUGAACAAGAUAAAGGAUAUGGAGAGGCUCAGGUUAUUGAACUGGAUGAAGACGUUUUUGAGAGAAUCUCAAAACAGAGCUUCUAUUCAGCCAUGCAGACUAUAAAGGCACUUCUGGCUCAGCAGGACAAACAGCAUGAACUCUCUUUAGCCCCAGCUUUGCCUGCUGCUCAACCUGAGCCGGCCUCAGUCACCGUUCAUGCUAAACUUGAGUUUUACUCCGGGAUGGACACCCUCCAGGUGAUAGAUAUGGAUAUUGACUCAGAAAAUUCUGAGACAAAACCUUCAUCAGUAACUGCACCCAUGUCUGUGAUGACUGAAAGCACUCAAGAUGCAUCAAGUCCUCAACCCAAACGCGGGACAAACGCUGCCGGUUUGCAUUGUGAUCCCAGAAGGAAUAACUCAGGAGAUAAAAUCGCCCCAAACACAAUCAUGGAACGAUUGAAAGCAUUAACCUCUUUAAAAGUAGGGGGGACACCUCAUACUGCAACGACUUUAGAUUCUACCCCUACUACCCCCACAAAAUCCACGACAGCCAUCACCAAAUGUACCUCCAUUUCUUCCAAGUGUACUCCAGACUACACUAAACCGAUAGCAACUGUCCGCAAACCUACAGCAACUGCAUCCAACUGUACCAGAGCCCCCACCACAUUGGGAGAAACGACCUACAAAUGUACAGCAGCCAAAUCAGUUGCCACUGCAACCACCACUAAACCGACAACUACCACCGUCUGUCCUGCAACCUCCUCUAAGUAUACAGCAGCCUCUUCCACACUGAUGGGAAGCACGUCUACUUCUAACAUGAGCAUCUCCAGGAUGGUCUCAACCACAAAAUCCACAACAUUGACGAAACCGAUGGAAAGCACACCUGGCGCGGCAACCAAAACUACAGCGACUUCAUGCAGACCUUUACCCGCUUCUCAAACCGGAUCCACAGUGGUGCAUAAAACCACUUGUGUACCUACGCAUUCUGAAACAGCAUCCAAAUUUACAGUUACACCUCAAACUACAGUGACAAAUGCAGCCGUGGCUACAGUGACUCAAACAUCACGUCAAUUUGAAAAUAUCAAAGCCUCCGCCAAGACUGUACAUGCGAUGAAUUCAAUGUUGUCAAAUGUUGAUGCUGCACCACAUAUUCACAAGAGCAAUCCACCUGCCACUCCCACUGACACGUCUGUCAGGUUUGAAUACAAGAGUCCCCCCACAGAGCCGUCACAGGCCUUCACAAACAAGGGAAACAAAAACCCUCCCAGACUUGGCUUAGACGAGGUGAUUACAGUGACUUCUGGAAACAAGAAGCAAAUCUACUGUCAGCUGUGUUCAGUCAGGCUGAAUGAAUCCAGUCACCUCACCAGCAGGAGCCACGUGUAUCAAUGUGUGAAAAAGAAGUACAGCGGGUUCCUUUCCGAUAUGUUGGAGUCGCCAAAUAACUGGGCCAUGGUUGUUGCAAACUUGGCUGAGCUGGAGAGGAAAUGUGGAAACCGGAGGGGCCAGACAAUUGAAGUGACGGAUGAUGUCUAUAAUGAGCUGCGUGAUCGCCUGGAUGCCAAAACAGCUAUAGAAAGACUGAAUAUGAUGCUGAAUCAGGCCCCGCCCCCCUUCACUGAUGAUGCUCCAGAAUCAUUGAGACCAAAACUUGCCUUCCCCAGUUCAUGUGAGGCUUCAAGCUUAGAUGAUGUGAUUGACACACCUCAGGAUGAAAAACCAGAGCUUCUUACCAACAACCAGCCGCAGCAGGAGAACACCUGUACACUCGUCCAAGUCCAAGAGAAACCCGGUCGUGCAGAUCCUUGUGCCGCUUACUCAGAAUCUGCAUGCACCUGUGCCCAAACCCCUCAUACACACCAAGGGACUCUUGAGAACAGACGGCAGCAGGAGAGAAGUGACCCAGAGAUGCGGGACACAGGGAAGACGUCACCUGUAAUGUCCCCCAGCCCAGACCAGUUCUCCUCAGCUCCGGUGAACACGGAGCAGCAGGACCAAUCAAGACCCAGCCUCAAAGCAGAACAUGUACCGACACCAGAGCACGAGCAGCACAGUGCAUCAGGGGUGCUCCCAAGCGUUUCAGUCGCAGAAAGAAAUCAGGGCCGCAGUUAUUCAUCCACAAAUGUUAGCGCAAUUGAGAAGGACACUGAACCAAUCAUAGGUCUGGACAAUGUGUGGGAGUGUCGAGGGAUAUUUGGGAAUUUAUUCUUCUUGUGCGAGAGCUGCGAGGAGACGCUCUCCAUCCAUCACAUCUUUCAACACCUGAUCAAUACGGAUCACGUGGUCAAAUACAUGUUGAGGUCUUAUCCGCAUUUUAUGCUGCAAUUCUGGCCGUUGAAGGAUCUGGCUCAAGAAAUAAAAUUCAAAAUUCUGAAGGACGUCGUGACGGAACUCUCAAAAAGAGACUUUUUUUACAAGCGUGUGCUGCUGGGACCCGAGCUGUUUGAACAUGUGCGGACGGCUCCAUUCAGUGAAGCUUUUCACAUGGUGACAAGAGUCAAGACAGAAGAGGAAAGCGGCGUUUUGUCUCUACCAGUCAGUACUCCACAGCAAAGUGACAAAUGCCUUCCAACCAGAAAACGUCCAGCUGAUCCAUCUAUUGAAGCGCUGGUCACAGAUGACCCCCAACUCGAUGAUCCUUUGCCAGCCAAACACACACGCAGCUCAUUGGCACCGCACCGUCAGCCUAGCUCUGAACCAGCUCUCGAGUACACUGUUAACCCUGCUGCAACCUUCACCCCCGUAUCUGGAGAGGAGAAAGAAACGGGACCUGGAUGUGACAAAGAGAGGACAGUGAAAUGGUCAAUGCUUGAUGACCUUAUAAAGCUGGUGCUGCAGAAGAAAUCUGAGAAGAAACUGUCCCCUUGUAGGUCAGCUCCAGGUCAUGCCGACGCCACAACCUCCACUUCUGAAAGGGGUGUGGAAGGAAAAUGGGCUUCAAGGUUUGAGCAGGCUGAAGUGAAAAUGGAGGAAAAGGCAUCACAAUGGAAUUCACAGUGUUCUUGGCUUGAAGCUUCAUUAAAAGAUAUUCCGCGCUCCAUUGAAUCUUUGGAGGGGAUGCUUUCAACAGCACCUUGCGUGGAUUUAAAGUCCGAGCACCAACACGUCAUUCCAAAAGUUCCGUGUGUCAACAGCUUAUCUCCAAGGGGGCAUUCACCAAAAGGCAACCUUUUGUCCUCAGCAACCGUCGGCACCACGCUACCCUCUGUCAGCACUGCCCCCCCCGAUGAGCUACAGCACCAAAGCCCCGAUGCUCAGAAUAUGUCUGUAAAUGUGAGCAAACGCCAGCCUCAUCUCACCUGUGUGGCUGCCAACUUUAACACGGGUCAGGUAUCACAGCUACAAAGUCACACUACGACCGACACCACUAGUGUUUGUCAGCUGCCCAUUAAACCCAUCAUAACUGCCAGGUCUGACCACACUCACCAGCAACCUAUCGGUGGCUAUAAAAAACAUGACCACACUGAGGUGAAGAGAGAAAUUCAGGACGCUCACAGUUUGUCCACAGAUCAAACUGCAAACCCCAGUAUCACCCCGGCAGCUCCAGGGGGAUACGGACAUCCUGUUUCUGUGAAUUUCGCUGGUUGCACAACCCCAGAGAACCCGUCUGUUUAUCCUCAGGGUUUAUACCAACAUGAAGGGCUCUACCCAGGUCAGAUUAAUCCAGAGCAGGAAUCAGUUCAGAUGCGUUUUCAAACAUUUGGAUACGUUUUCACAGCGCCACCAAUCCCAGGACGGCUGAGCCUGGAUAUGCAGCAGCAGUGGCAGUGGCAGCGCUCCUCAUUGACUAGUGCCACCCGGUCUGCUGGCUUUGGCAACGUGACAAAUGAUGCUGUGAACUUAGGAGCGGUUCCUUUCACUAUUCCAGCCAACCAUUCACAAAGGCUAACUGACCUGACCGCAUGCAGCACCAGCGGAGUUGUUCCGGGGCAGAGCAUCAGCGACAUAAUGCCACGGCACUUUUACCAGGUUUACAACAGACCUCCAGCUUUUCAAUCUCCUCCCUCCAGCCAACAGUGACAACAUCUCCCAGGCUUCUGCAAACUCUUUCUUUGCUUCUGCCUUUUUUUUUGUUUGUUGCUGCAGCUCCCUCUAUGGUCAAUACAGCUUCUCUUACAUCCCAUCAUACAACUUGUUAAAGCAUUGUUGUUACCAGGAUCUUACAAGUGAUUUCUGCUGUGCAGCCGUUAAAUAUUCUUUCAGUUUAGGAGUGUAAGACCAUGGGGAAGUGGUCUGAGGACAGAUGACGGCUCAGGAUCUUCAUGAAUAGUGUCUGUUCGCUUGUGACUAUAAAGGUACUUAACAUAAUAUUAUCACAGGCUUGCAGGCAUUUCUUUUUGUUUUUUGUAGCAACAUUUUUCUGUUGGACAUUUUCCCGCUUUGUUUACAACAGUAAAUUAUUAAGUUACGGCCAUUUUAAUUUUGCACCCAUUGAAGAGAAAACCUAGAUUUGUUGUUAUAUUCUUAUUUAAGUAUUAACAGAUGGAAAUCAGUGCCUUUGCUUUUGUAUGUUCUGUAUGUUCACAAGUGCACGGUGCUGUAUAUUUCUAAGGUUCUGCUUUGUGAACAUUUGUGAAGAACAACCUACGACACUGGCAUUUUAAUAGAUACGAAUUUUAAGUGUUUUUUCUGUUGUAGCAGUGAGUUCAGGAUACUGUGAAUGUUUGAAACUGAAUUUAUAUCUUAUUUUGAAUAUGAAGGAUCAUUUUAUAAACUCUGAAAAAGGAUUUAACUGCUGAUGAUGGUUCCAGUAUUAACAGUUUUAAUGUUACAUUUUCAGCUGUUGUCACCUGAUUUCGGGCAUAGUUUUAUAUUCACAUUUUGUUCAUCUGAAUAAAAUUGUUGUGAAAACUGUUGAUUUAUUAAAAGAUUUUUCAUAA